AAUCUUGUCUCAAACAACCACUUACCUGCGGGCAAACCAGAAUGUGACAUCAACACAGAGUCAUACACAACAUUCUUACCAAGCGCAGAAGAGCAACUCAAGUUGGUUAACGAGUUAGUCAUUCUUGUAGGACACAAGUGGGCCGAACAUGUACCUGAAUUGUCCUGGUAUAAAGACUUUUUACCUGAUCACAUACAGCAUAAUAAAAUGGAGGAGAUGAAGAGAAAGACAGAAAAUGUAAUUUAUGAUUAG
This is a messenger RNA of Paramuricea clavata, 252 nucleotides long. NCBI's taxonomy places the organism in Eukaryota, Metazoa, Cnidaria, Anthozoa, Malacalcyonacea, Plexauridae. The record is from the annotation of a GenBank genome assembly.